AAUUUCACAUAUCAUCCGGGCAAGGUCCCAUUUCGCCCCCCCAAAGGCCUUGACCAUCGCAGUUCCUUCACAACGACAGCAUUUGCAAACCAACUAGGCCAUCACCGGCAUCACGAACACCAACCGCCACCGCCACGCGCUUGCUUUGCUCUGUGUUGUGCGGGCAGCCUCCUCCCCCUUCUUACGUGUAUCGUCAUCCACCCCCCUGCUUGCUCGCCUGCUGCCGUCGCCCAACAUCGUUUUGAGAGCACAUGGCGAAUCUUCCUACCGUCUCUUUGCAAACGCCACCUCUCACGAUUUGACGGCUCCUCCGUCUUGUCCCUCAUCCUCAGUUGUAGCUCGCACAGCCUUGCUACAUGCUGUAUCGAGCGUCCGCCCGCCUCCGCUGCUUCUGAUAUUGCACCCGUCUCGCUGGCGUUUAUGGAUCCCGACGACACCACGCUUCCCUACCGCCGUAACCGCUCUCAGUGAACCCUUGGAAUAACUUGCCUCUUCUGCCAUCACCCCGGUCAUGGCAUUGUCACCCGGAGGCAUCGUCCCGGCUCAGUUGGGCUUCCUUGCCAUCUUCAAUCCAUCCCUGGGCAGUACGGAUGAGACGCUUGACGACCAAAUUGUCUACUACGCCUCGGUGAGCACUCAGCGACAGAAGCGUCGUCACCGCUCUCGCGCCAAGCCCACAGAGAACAUCUCUCAAGAGGAACGCAAUGAGCGCCUGCGCCAGAUUGGCCUUGCCCAGGGCAUGGUUGAGUUCAGCAAGAGUUUCUCUGGCGGCCAGCCUGUUGACUCCAUUGACACGGAGAAGUCGCGUGUGAUUCUCCACGAACUGGAGCCAGGUUGGUGGGUUCUUGCUUCCAUCGAUCUCACCCGCAUUCCCUUGCCUCCCAAGUUGCAGACUGGGAAGACCCAAGAAUCUGCAGAAGAGGUUGUUGAGUUUUCAUCUAAGGAGAUCAAGCCCGCAUCUCUUCUGUUGCAAGAUAUGCUUCGUGCUCAUUCCACCUUCCUGCUUCACCACGGCACCUCGCUCAGUGCUUUGUUUGUCCGUUCUCGGAGGACCAAUUUUCUCAGCCUUCUCGGCCGAUAUUGGGAUCUGUUCUUAUCGACAUGGAACGUCAUGUUGCAGGGCAAUCCCGCACGCACCAUCUUUGGCGGUAUCAACAUUGCCGCUUCCGGCGAACUGGGCAUCGGCGUCGGUGAAGAAGAGCGAGGCAGCGGAGAACGAGAGGUAUUAGAAGGCCUUGUUGGCAGGGUUGAGGGUCUUGUCGACCUCGUUGUUUCCAAGUUCGGAUCUUUCAACGCCGACGACGAGCCCAGAAAUGGCAAGGAGCGGCAGAUGCCGUGGUUAGGCACAGGGCAGGAUCCAGGCCCCGAGGAUGGUGCGAUUUUCCUAGGAACAGGAGCUUUGUCUCGGAAGUCGGUCAGAGAUGUGUCGCAUUGGAUGGAGGACUUGUACACUUGGGGUGAAAACGCCUAUGGUGUGAUCGAGAGUCCGACUUCUCUGCGCGCCGCACGACGUUCGAGGAAAGCUGCACCGGCGCCGGCUUCGGCUUCGGUUCCCAAGUCAUCGGAGAACCGGCAUGCUCCAGUUCGGCCUCUAAAUCAGUCCGAUGGCAAUCGCUCUGACUCCGGCUCCGGGUAUGGAAGCUCGGGGUCUACGAAGACACUCGCAGAACGGCGUGGUCGGGUAAUUGGCAUCGUGAAGGAAGCCAAGCGGACAGAAUCCACUAAGAGGGACAUCGCCGCUACCGCCACUCCUUCUGCCCCUGCCGCAGCUCUUCCAGCGCAUGAAGAGGGAGACGGGCACAUGGAUAAGCUCAUGACGUACAUGAAGCUUGGGUACGGCACCUACUGGUCGAUUGGCAAGUCAGAUGCAUCGUCACCUGCAGACAAGAACCAAUUGGCCGCCGCCACCGCCGCCUUGGCAAGCGGGGAGUCUUCCAAGCAUGCCUCCACUGCGGCACGAAAGCCUAAGCCGAUAGACGACGAUACCGGUCACUACCUCAUCGGGCUGAUAGGUGACGUUGAGGAGGGCAGUGGCGGUGAAGGCGAAGACGGCAAGGGCUCCGAUGAUGCCGAUAACAUUGAGCCGAACUCUCGUACCAUGCUUCGCACCAUCCAUGUCGAGCUCGAAAAGACGGGACAGAACCGUGCCGAAGCAGAUAUCGUGAAGGACCUCGGCAGCCUGACGAACGAAGUUACCCCUCUUGGGGCCAACGACGUGAGCUCGAACCCGCUGUUCGGAAACCAGGACUCCAACAAGGCGAGUAAGAUGCGUGUCGUUGUUUAUGUUAAUAGACCAUUCAUCUUCACCUUCCUAUUCGAGUUGAGGACCGAUUCGCUGGCUUGGGACUCAUUUUACAAAUCGCUGCAUUGCCAGCUUGCGUCUAUCCAGAAACCGCUGCGGGCCUCCAUCCAUUACAGGCCAGAAAAGCCAGAUGUGGGUUCCCCAGCGUCAAAUAUUUACGACCUCAUAUGGGAUGCCGAGGCCAUGACUGUGCUCUCCACCAUACCCAAUAUACCCGAUCACGCACAAAUGCUUCAGUCAAACACGCAGCUAGCUUGGUCGCGCGUCGAGGCGAUGAACACACACAUGCAACUUCUCAACAUUUUCAACCUCACCCGGCAGGAGAUUAAUCAGCUGGAGCGGACUUGCAAGACGAACCGCGGGUGGUGGGUAGUGUGGCAGCGUAUCCUGGAUCGACACACAAACGCGACCGCGGCAAACCGAUACUCGGGGAACGAGGAUGAUGGCGACGCGCCAGCCUCCGAGAGCGAGGAGUCGUUGACCACGAGCGGCGAUGGCUCCAGCACUCAGAGGCCAUCCCCGUCCCCCUUGCUCAGCCCAAUGGUUAGCAAGGAGAUAUUUCUGAUCCGCAGGGCGAGCGACCAUGCGGGCUACCGCGGCGUGAGCUCGUCAUACGCCGAGGCCAGCGGAGCAGGAGCGGGAACGGGGUGGGGCGACGGCGCGGGCCGUCUGGCGUCGGGGAUUGGCAUUGAUACGCGCAAGUAUAUCGAGGGACUACUGAACUUUAGCCGGUGAGGGAAGCACCCCCAGUCUUGGGUGGGAGACUGCCCAGCAGUACCGCUAUGGCAUCAUGAAGAGGUAAACAUACGCAAGGAUAGUAGGGAGUGUAUGCUAGUAACAUGAUUUGUUCCAUAUUACGAUGAGAGGCGGCCCAACUCUGCCGUUUGUAG
This is a messenger RNA of Colletotrichum destructivum, 3192 nucleotides long. RefSeq names its product Putative vacuolar fusion protein Ccz1. The coding region runs from base 512 to 3037 and encodes 841 amino acids. Lineage: Eukaryota; Fungi; Ascomycota; Sordariomycetes; Glomerellales; Glomerellaceae. Gene Ontology annotation, biological process: vesicle-mediated transport. The record is from RefSeq and is a predicted model, not a curated record. Gene Ontology annotation, cellular component: Mon1-Ccz1 complex; intracellular membrane-bounded organelle. The transcript has 2 exons.